Messenger RNA from Lymnaea stagnalis (great pond snail), 9732 nucleotides. Lineage: Eukaryota; Metazoa; Mollusca; Gastropoda; Lymnaeidae. The record is from the annotation of a GenBank genome assembly.
AAAAAAAAAGAAUUAAAAAAAAGAAACAAUAUAAUGGUGAAAUCAUAAGCAAAGAGCGUACGGCGUGUUGUGUGGAUCUUUUAUCAUAUCAAUGAUAAAAAGAUAACAGAGCGGAUGAAGAUAUUUAUGGUGUUAGUAUGGUGAUGUACAUAUCCCAAACACUGGGGUAGGAAUCACUGGUUCCCACAUCAGUGUGCGUAGAUUGGACCACCGCGUUUUCCUGUUAUUUGACUGUCAUUGACUGUACGUCAUUUCAUCAAGUGAAAUGAAUCGAUUUAUUGCAGUGGCCACAGUUCUGUUUCUGUGGACCAAUUCAGUGUGUGUACUUGCAGUGGAGGUCUGUACCAAAACUGGGCCGUGCAGUUGUACGUAUUCUGACAAGCACAUAGAUUUUUCGUCAUUAGCGUCAACAACGAGCGAACCUAAGUGAGUACUAGGGGGAAAAAAGAUGGGGGGGGGGGCGCCAAAAAAUAAUUAUUUGUGUAUGAGAUAUUCUUUGAUCUGUAAAACACUAAGUUACAGUAGCCAGGGUUCUAGGGGCGCUACUCAACUAAAUAAAAAAUUCUGAUAAAAGCUUGGUUGAUCAUAUUGAAGAUUUAAAUUACAAAUUACAGACAAUUACUCAUGGCCUCCCCCCCCCCGGGCCUGUCAGCCCCCGAGGCCAUAUGGCCGACGUUGAGAAUCGCUGGUGUAGAUGGUAGAGAAAGGAGAGGGUGGAGAGUGUGGAAGUUGAUAGAUACAUGCAUUAAAGUUAAAGUCACACGAAUGAUACUAUUUUGUAGUAGUUUUAAAAAAAAUCAAGCACAACUCGGUCAGACAGGAACUCCAAAUAAAAAAAACAAACAACUAUAUCUGCUUAUAACUAGUGAUCUGGUUACCUCGAUUUUAGCUGAAAAAAUUUCAUCAUUAGGGAUUUUUUUCUAAUGAAGUUCUUUUUUUUAAAUAUUUUUUUUUUUUUAUAUUUUAUUUUUUUAUAUAGCAAUUUAUCUUUUUAACUUGAACGAGACGCUGCCACAGUGUGGAUAACGUCGACUAUAUUAUAGAUAGCAUUGAAUAUUAUUAAAAAGAUCCAAUAUUUAGGCACUCGGUUAUAAAAACGGGGCCUCUAAACUGCUUACCUUAAUCAUUUUAACUGACUGUCACUCCAGAAACUACUUUUAAUAAUCCUUAAUAGCUCAUAAACGUAUAUUGAUUUUAUUGUAAGUUACUGUCAGUUGGUCUCAGAGCUUCUUCUCACUUACCCAAGUGGAUGCCGCCAAAAGAAAUGUCAAAAUUCUGAUCUAAGCCAAUUAAAACAUCUCGUUGGAGCUGGAGAUUUGAUUUGAGUAGCCUUUCAACUGGGGCGUGAAGAUUUUUAGGACCUCUAAGCUCAUUUAGUAACCUUAAAACACUAUAUAUAGGGGCCGUCGAUAAAAUACGUCACACUCCGAAAAAAAAAGAAAAAGGGGGGUAGGAGUGGGGGGAGGUAGUCUAAGAAAGUGUUACAGCUUAUGACAAGGGGGGGGGGGGCGUAAAUAUCUUGUGUGACGUCACACCUUUUAAAAAUUUAAUACAUAUUUACAACGUGACGUUGACAGUGAUUUUGAACUUUCUGUUGUGAUGGAUGUAUUUAUAUAGUGAUGUUGAACUUUCUGUUGUGAUGGAUGUAUUUAUACAGUGAUGUUGAACUUUCUGUUGUGAUGGAUGUAUUUAUACAGUGAUGUUGAACUUUCUGUUGUGAUGGAUGUAUUUAUACAGUGAUGUUGAACUUUCUGUUGUGAUGGAUGUAUUUAUACAGUGAUGUUGAACUUUCUGUUGUGAUGGAUGUAUUUAUACAGUGAUGUUGAACUUUCUGUUGUGAUGGAUGUAUUUAUACAGUGAUGUUGAACUUUCUGUUGUGAUGGAUGUAUUUAUACAGUGAUGUUGAACUUUCUGUUGUGAUGGAUGUAUUUAUACAGUGAUGUUGAACUUUCUGUUGUGAUGGAUGUAUUUAUACAGUGAUGUUGAACUUUCUGUUGUGAUGGAUGUAUUUAUACAUUGAUGUUGAACUUUCUGUUGUGAUGGAUGUAUUUAUACAGUGAUGUUGAACUUUCUGUUGUGAUGGAUGUAUUUAUACAGUGAUGUUGAACUUUCUGUUGUGAUGGAUGUAUUUAUAUAGUGAUGUUGAACUUUCUGGUGCCAUGGGUGUAUUUAUACAGACGAUGAAAUUUCAAUGAGUUUUUUUUACACUUUUAUUGUUGGAAAGAGUAUCGUACUUUAGAAAGAAAAAAAAAGGGGGGGGGGAGGAUCUUAAGGUUUGGAAUAAACUGUGACAUGGGAGGGAGGGGAUAAAAAUUCUCCAAAACAGCGUGGCCUACUUUAUGGACUGCCUCAUAUGGUGUAUUUAUAUCUUGUAUUAUGUAGCCAUAUUCAAUAAAUUUUAAAAGGUCGGCUUGUCCGUACCACAUAAUAAUAAUAAAGUUUUUUUUCCCAAAUGUAAGUUUUCCUAGACAUAAUUUAUUGUUAUAAGACUAUAUUAAGGCAAUGUUUGACCAUCUCUCUCCUCAGGUGGAAGGACACCUAUGACCAGUUCUACAAUAACCGUUUCUCGUACAACCCUUGCAAGCCUUUCACAGAAGGAACCUGUGUCAAUGUUGCGGUAUGAAAUGGAUUCCAAUAUUGGAUUAUAAUCGAUGAACUUGUACAUAGUAUUAUUGCGUAUGUGUUAAUAAUGUGGACCCCCUUUUUUUUUCUCAGAGCUUAUGAGGGACUCCGGUUGCACGACAUGCUUCAACUCUCCCGAUCAAUGUGUGAAAACAUGCAAACUUUAGAAGAGUCGAGUAGGAAAAAGUACUCAAGUUACAUUUAUUCAAAAAUGAAUUAAGACCGGCAUUGUAUUUGAUUACUUCCCCUGCACCUUUUCUGUAAAUAUCAUUCAUGAAAAAUGUACCUUAAGCGUAUGAUAUAGAAAUCCAUGUAACAGCUUAUUAAAGGACUUUAACAGACUUGAGAAAAAAAUAUAACAAUAUAUAACUUUAAACUCAUUUUUCUCAAAACUGCAAAAAUACAAUUAACUACUUUUUCUAUUCGGCCCUGUCUGUUAUAUUAUAUGCUCUGAAGUGAUCGCGUUAAAAAAAGAACACCAUUUAUUCAUUGGCACUUAGAAAUGUAGAAUGUUAUCUCGUACUGAUCUCGUAAGAGAUUGUAUAGCUUAAGAUCUAUGUGAAUCUCAAGCCCGAGCGUAUGGCCCGGACCCACUUUUAUUACUAUGAUAUAAUUAUAUUCAUAGCAAACUAUAACCUUUGACCCUACAUAGGCAUUUAAGCAUUCAUACUUUACAGACCCAGAAAAUUUUGAAAAAAUUUCUUCAUUUUAAGAGGUUACUUUAAAAAUUCAAGCGUGUCAUAUUCUUAUAAUUGUAUAGUGUGAGUAUUAUUGAUUCAUCGACUCCACAGUAAGUCUAUUCUGCUCCUUGGUACACUGAGAGUUUAUCAGUGAACAGCCUCUCCAUGUCUGCAAGAUGAGCAGGAAUGCAAAAUUAAAGUUCACAUUUUUUUUUUUUGGUGUGGUAAUUCUGAAUGAGCAAUCAUCAUUGGUGCAAAAUUUGACCAACACCGUCAAUUUUUGAUGCUGCCUCUGAUCCCUUUGUCUUCAGAUUUGACUUAUGCCAACAGGUUGCAAUCGCGGAUGUAGGCCUAAAGUUCCAUGUCAUCAAUUGUAACAACUCUUAUUUUUUAAGAUCUCAGUACAAGGAAAUCAAAUCUUCAUAUUUGUACUUAAUGUGUUCCUUUCGGCGAACUAAAUAUGAACAAUUUAAAUAAAUCUUAAUAGUCAGGGGUGGACUGGGGAGUUCAAGCGGCCCGCCAGGGGUGGACUGGGGAGUUCAAGCGGCCCGCCAGGGGUGGACUGGGGAGUUCAAGCGGCCCGGGAAAAAAAACAAAAAAGUGGCCCUAUUUUCAUGACUUUUAUUUGUAUUAUAUCACCGGUCCUAGCGGCCCAUCGGGAAUCUUCCCGGUGUCCCGGCGGCCCAGUCCACCCCUGCUUAAUAGUGUGUUGGCCAGCAAUUGGGUGUAACGGAGCAAUUUUGUAAAAUUAUUGUGAACAAAAAUUGUGUUUCUAUGUACUGAAAGCUGAAACAUUAUUUUAAUGUUUUUACUGAACAAACCUUACUCAAAUGACGACAUUUUAAGGUUGAUUGAGAACAUUUUAUUUUAACCAAAAAAAAAAAAAAAAAAAAAUUGAUAACAUAUUGUAACCCUUUCUCCCCCCCUCCCCACCCCCACCCCCAAACCCACACGUAAGAGGGCAUGGAGUGCAAUAACAAAAACAAAAAAAAAAAAAAAAAAAAUUUUUUUAAAUUCAACAAGCGAAAUGAUAUAGGUCACCAUCUAUUUUCAACAAGAAAAAUCAAAUUCAUAGGGCAACAUCAAUAUACAACAAGAAAAACAACAACACAUUAUUAAAGUUUUGCUUUUUCAAAAGAUAGUUAAAAUAUAUAGCCUAUAUGAAAAGAAUUCCGAUCUUUUCACAAAGACGAGAGUUAUUGAGGGGGAGGCUGAAAACUUUGUAAGUGAUGAUAAUUUUACUUUUUCGGAUCAUCUUUAACUUUGACUUUGGAAAUAAGCUCCACACCUUGAUACACUAAUUCCCUUUAUUUUUUUUAUUUGUACAAAUUAAUUUAACGGGUAUAAUUUUCUAUUAAAAUUACAUUUUCAUGCAAGAAAUGUAAACUAAUUUUUAUAACACAACUUUACUUUCAUAAUUGUAUUACAGGUGUGUCAGCUCAAUAACGCUGGUCAGUAUUUUGAAUGUGGUUCACAGGAGUCUGCAAACUUCCUGCUUGACCAGACAAGUGGGUUACCUGCCGUUGAAUACUCCAAAACAGAUGGUACAGGCUUGACAAGGUGAGCUCACCUUGUCCAUCUUCGCCGGUCACAAACUGGAACCUGUAAUGAUAAACAAUGCGCAAUUUUCAUUAAUGUUAAUGUCAACAUCCGAGAAUGUUUAUUGCAUGCCUAUUUCCGAGAAUAUUUAUUCGAGGCCUAUUUCCGGGAAUAGUUAUUAUAUAACCGAGAAUAUUUUAAAUAUUUCCGACAAUAUUUAUAAUAUUUAUAUACACCAGUGACACAAUCCGGAAAUAUUAGCUACUCAUGUUUAUAAAAUUAUAUUACAUUUUAGAUACAGUCGAGUACUUCUCAACUGUAUUACUACAGAAGGUGAUGCAAUAGAAAUUCAAGGUGAAGGUCAAACAGGGCAUUAUGUACGUAUAUUUUGCUUAAAUUUUAUUUGGUAUAAACAUUUUUUUUUUAAAGUUCAUUUUAGUAGUGAUUUAAAAGUUCAUAAUGUUAUUCAAAGAAAAACAAUUUCUAAUCAGAUAAACACAAUACAAACAAACCACAUUGGAAUUUUUUUUUUUAAUAACAAAAUAAGGUCAAUAUUUAUCAAUAAUGUCAUUUAGGAGGGUAUACGGAUAAUUAACAAGUACUUUUAAUUGCAAAAAACCCCAUCAAGGGUUGUAUUACGUCAUAAAAGUAUAAAACACUAUUUUAACACAAUUACUACUGUGAUCAAAAUGACGCUUGUGAACAGGUUCUGUUCUGCUCCUGGAAAUUUUGAGCAGGAAAACCCGAACAGCGCAUUAAAUGCACCGUAUCUUCUUAAAUCAUUGAAGCAAUGUGUGUAGACUUUGUUUGUUUGUGUAAUAUAAAUAGUGUGUCCCUGUAUUUCUUACAUAUCCCAACUAGAUCUAACCAUUCAGUAUCAAGUCAUAAAUAAAAAAAAAAUAAAAAAGACAUCUUUUAUGUCCAAGUAUAACACUUAGGCAAUUAGAAAAAAAAAACAUAAUGCUAAGAAUUCAAAGGAUUUUCUAUUGGCAUAAGUAGAAGAAAAGAAAUGAAUUUUUUUGGUCAAGAACACUGCUAUUUCCUUUCCACUAUCACCGACAAUGAGCCUGCUUGUCAGUGUAAAUAUACCUCUCAGACUGCUAAACUAAAUUCUUUCUAUGUGCAGGGCUUCAAACUCAACAGUAAAAAAUGCUGCGCGAUAGCAGGUGGCGUCACCAUCGAGGUGUCCAUCUCAGUGGGCAGUGUGCUGGUUAUCGUGUAAGUUUGACAUGCCCAGUAGUUGAAAAUGUGAGAUAUCAUCAUGAUUCGGAGCAACGACUCUCUUUGAUUAGCCGUGUAGGGUACACAUGAAAGCUACCCAGUUAACGAAACAGUAAUUUACGUCGGUUGUAUUGACGUACCCUGACGAAAUUUCACCCGUGGCGGUCGCCCUCCUCUUCGGACCUCAUUUAAGCCACAUGGGUGGAUUUGGGUUACCGAGGGGUCUCCACUGGUCUUAAUCUAGCAUUUCUGUGAUUGUGUCAACAAUAAAGAUUACAUUUUUUUUCCUCAAUAGUCGUUAGUAAUUUAAUAAUUUGAGAAACGUGAGGGGGGGGGGAGGCGACACCUGGGCGGGGUAAGACCAUGUAGGGAAAAAAAACAUUUUCGGAGAGAAAAGAGUAACUGCGUUGGUUCGUAUCAUAUCCGCUUUCAAAUCAUUUGUGGGUGACAUGGUUUGGCUUAGUAAACAUGGAUUGGAUGGCGAUAACGUGAAAUGAUAGGAAAUAAAUUAUUCUGACAAUAAAAAAUAUUAUAUGGGGUCUGUUUUAAUUAGCCCUACUAAACUUACUGGAAUCGAGUUUAGAAACAUCAAACAUGAUUUUGGUACCAACCACUGAUAAGUUUCUACGUUUUACAAACAUUUGAAUGUACCCCAAAGGCAGCGAAGACCGCUGCAAAGAGCGGGAGAUUUAAAAGAAAGUGCAAAUCGUCUUUGCAAAAUUUUAAAAAAUCACAAAAAGCCAUACACUAAAUUAUUUGAAUAUUUAAAAAUAUUUAAAUGACCUACCAAAUCCAUCUAUAACUAUAAUAUUUAAAUGACCUACCAAAUCUAUUUAUAACUAUAAUACUUUAAUGACCUACCAAAUCUAUCUAUAACUAUAAUACUUUAAUGACCUACCAAGUCUAUCUAUAACUUUAAUAUUUAAAUGACUACCAAAUCUAUCUAUAACUAUAAUACUUUAAUGACCUACCAAGUCUAUCUAUAAAUAUAAUAUUUAAAUGACCUACCAAGUCUAUCUAUAACUUUAAUAUUUAAAUGACUACAAAAUCGAUCUAUAACUAUAAUAUUUAAAUGACCUACCAAAUCUAUCUCUAACUAUAAUAUUUAAAUGACCUACCAAGUCUACCUAUAACUUUAAUUUAAAUGACCUACCAAAUCUAUAAUAUUUAAAUUGCAGAAACAUAAAUUAUAUAUGCCUUAAAUCAUUGAUAACAAAUAAGAGCGCUAGGAAAAGUACUCACUCAUAUGUAUUAUUGUUAAAAACUGAACAGAGUUGAGUAUUUCUUAGACUAAGUAUGCUGACAUAUAAAAGUGAUCAUAUUUCUCAGGUCAGCCUCUCAUAAUUAUAUACGUCGUCAUGGCGUAACAUAUUAUUCCUUUCAGAUUUUUCGUCCUUCUCAUCGUCUACCUCAUUGCUGGAAUAAUUUUUCAAAAGUUUGUACGUAAAGCCGAAGGCAAAGAGAUUCUUCCCAACUUUUCAUUCUGGUCUGGAUUUCCUUCCCUUGUCAGGGUAGGUGGCGCCAUGAUAAAAUAAAAGGGAGUUAAUAAUCAACUCUAAGCUAAAUUCCUUUGCAUAUUUUUCAACUCCUAUUUUUGAACUCAGUCCACGAACAGUGACCGAACCUCUAACCUUUAAAGUGACAUCCAAAUAAAUCCCACCAGAAAGCAGGUCACCGUCUUGAUCCAGUUGUUGCAACCAUUCUGCUAUCACAUCAGGGCCUGCGGCUGCAGUCAAACCUAAACUAUUUACAAGUAAUAUGGUAGACAGCACGUGCGCUAAAGGCCGCCGACUUUGGGGAGCCUAAAUUUGUUAGAAAAUAUUCACACAUCAAUAGUCCACAUGUUGUUGUCAUCAAAAGAACCAGGCUGACAAAGAAUUAUAUCGCCUAUACAUUUUUUGGUCCACUUGACUCAUUUUAAAUUUUUAGAUAGGUGUUUAGAGUAUUUGACCGACCUUAUUAUUUUCUGUAUAUGGUAUUUGAUAAUAAACCUGAAAACAUAUCUUACGUUUACUUAGUAAUAGUAUUCUAAAUAUCUAAUAUAAAUUAGUUUGAACUUGAUGGAAUAAGGUCUCACAACUUCAUAAGAUGAUAAAUAAUACUGGAAUGGUCUAAAGCAGGCCUGCACAACAUACGGCCCGCCAGCACCCACUUGUCGGCCCCACGAAGUAACGAAAUAUUCUUUAUUAUUAUUAUUUUCUUAAUACCGUUCUCUCUGUCCUAUCAAUAUUUCGCCCCGCACAAGCUUUUCAUAAAGUAUUAAGGCCCGCAGAAGUUUUUCAUAACGUAUUACGGCCUGCCUUACAGUUUGAGUUGUGCAGGCCUGGUCUAAAGCAAUGCAGGGAAAUGCACACACACAUUGUAUACCGAGGUAAUGUUCAGCAAUACUUCAUUAGGACCUGGCGCAUCUAAGGCACAUCAAUUAUACUACUCUACUUAUUAAACCUGUUUAAUUAUUUAUUUCAUUUAUUAAUUAGAUAACUAUUAGUUAUUCUUAGUGUCAUAACCAUUUAUUUUUUCCCAUUUGUGUUUGUGUGUGUCCAGGAUGGUGUUUUUUUCAUCAUACGACGUAGUCCAGGGGGGAAAGCAGGAUAUAGUAACAUCUGAGGGCAUCGUAACAUCUGAGGGCAUAGUAACAUCUGAGGAUAAAGUACCAUCUAAAGCAAUAGUAACAUUUAAGGACAUAAUAACAUCUGAGGACAUUUGAGGAAAUAUUAACUUCUGAGGACAAAGUAAAAUCAGAAGCAAUGGUAACAUCUGAGGACAUCUGACGAUAUUCAACAACAUCUUUGAUCCAAGAACAUAAAGAGCUUUCGAAAAGGUUCUUCUAUUUGUGAAACUCAUUUAAGGGACAUAUAGGCCGUGAUUUCAAUUAUAGGCUGUGAUUUCAAUUAUAGGCUGUGAUUUCAAUUAUAGGCUGUGAUUUCAAUUAUAGGCUGUGAUUUCAAUUAUAGGCUGUGAUUUCAAUUAUAGGCUGUGAUUUCAAUUAUAGGCUGUGAUUUCAAUUAUCUAACAAAAAUUAAUUUUGUGUGUGUGUGUGGGGUGGGGGGUUGUUAAUUUUCAAGGAUUAGUUUAAAAAAAUAUAUAUAUCAUUUCUUGAUUACAAACAUUACUCAUGGAGAACAGAAUUAAAUGUUGACUGAAUGCAAAUAGGCUGUGCUUAAAUAUUGACAAACAAACUUUGACUAUGGAUUCAUAUACAUUGACUAUUAGCUUACAAACCUUUUGACUUACAAACAUUGACUUACAAACAGACUUAUGAUUUACACUUAUUGAACAUUUACAUACAUAAAUGAAUAAUUCCCUUCAAAUAUCGAACAUGGAAAAGAAAAAUCAAUUAUUGACAUGGCAACAUAUUUUAUUUGUUAUGGAAGGUUCUCAAGAGUCAGGGUCCAAAGAAAUGACAAAGACGUUGAAUACAACUUCAUUUUUUAUCAACAAAUUUAUUAGUUAAAGAUAGAAUACUUUGUGGGAAUGUGCCAGAUUGUACGCGUCCACUAACAAGGGGAAGUAAUAUUGUGUUGUGUGUGUCUAGUUCAGAUGAAUAAAAGUUAAAAAGCACAAAUGAGAUACUUGUAAAUACGAUAAUAAAUUCAUAAAUACAUUUUAAUUGACACAAUUUUUUUAAAAAAAUUGUUUGCAUUUUUUAAAAUCUUUUAUAUUAACUUCA